AUGGAUCGACGCGCGUUCGCACCUGUGGACACAGUGGCUCACAUUUGGACGUCGCUGGGGCUACCUGAGCAUGCACUGAAGUCUAUACAUCUCCCGGUCGACGCUGAAUGCCUACCAUCGUCAUUCAAAGUCAGCCAUCUGGCUCAGGCUUCAAUCGGGUUGUCAGCACUCUCGGCUGCACUUGUCUGGUCGCUUCGUCAUCACCAGCAAGUGCCUGAAGUCACUGUACCGGCUCGCCAUGCUUGCGCUGAGUUCAAGUCUGAACGCUUGUACAUACUCAAUGGCAAAGCUGCGCCAUCAAAUAUUGGCACGAUUGGCGGUUUGCACAAGACCAGAGACGGAUACAUCAGAAUGCACGAUGGCUUUCCGAACCAUCGUGAGAAUGCACUCAAAAUCUUAAGCCUGGGGCAUGAUGCGACAAGAGAGGAUGUCUCUCGAAAGAUGCUAGAGUGGAACUCGCUUGAUCUCGAAAUCAAAGCCAUCGAAGAGGGCGCUGUGGUGGCGAGACUUCGAUCUUUCGAGGAAUGGGAUGCACUUCCACAUUCAAAUGCGGUUGCUGACUUUCCGAUUCUGUUGACGAAGAUCUCGGAAGGGACAGUGUAUCCGGCGAAGAGUAUUGAGCCAGUGCAGGAUACUAAAUGCCUGCGAGGUCUUCGUGUGGUCGAAAUGUCACGCGUCAUAGCGGCACCGGUCGCGGGGAAGACCCUAGCAGUUCACGGAGCCGAUGUCUUGUGGAUAACAUCUCCCACGUUGCCUGACCUUCCAGACGUCGAUGUUGAUGUCUCGAGAGGUAAGCGUACCGUACGGCUCGACAUCAAGACAGCAGUCGACAAAGCAAAGCUCCUGGAGCUUCUCUCUACAGCCGAUGUGUUCAUCCAAAGCUAUCGGCCAGGUAGUCUAGCCGCGCAUGGAUUUUCGAAUCAAGAACUGCUCGCGCUAAAUCCGAAACUUGUCAUCGCAAGUCUUAACGCCUACGGUCCAGAUGGGCCCUGGUCGCACCGGCGCGGCUUUGAUUCUCUUGUACAAACAUGUUCUGGCAUUAAUGUCGCUGAUGCUGAGCGGUACGCUGCUGGUGAAGCAGCCAGAGUACUACCAUGCCAAGCCCUUGAUCAUGGCUCCGGCUACUUGUUAGCUACAGGCAUCAUGGCAGCUUUAUACAAACGGGCAACGGAGGGUGGCUCGUACGAGGUCAAGGUAUCUCUCGCAGGUGUCAUGCGGUAUUUGCGAUCGUUGGGCCAAUACGAAGGCCAGAGUGGAUUUGACCGCAAGGACUUCAAACAGCCUAAAGAUAUUAUCGAGUACCUGGAUUCAAGGCAAACGGGCCUCGGUGUGCUGAAAGCUGUGAAACAUGCUGCCUUUAUAGACGGAUUGAAAGUUGGGUGGGAACAUAUGCCGAAGCCACUGGGUAGCGAUGAGGCAGUGUGGCUGUAG
Molecule: messenger RNA, 1431 nt
Organism: Didymella exigua CBS 183.55
Lineage: Eukaryota; Fungi; Ascomycota; Dothideomycetes; Pleosporales; Didymellaceae
Product: CoA-transferase family III
Exons: 2
Coding region: 1-1431 (476 amino acids)
Molecular function (GO): catalytic activity
Source: RefSeq, a predicted model, not a curated record